Molecule: messenger RNA, 4691 nt
Organism: Amyelois transitella
Lineage: Eukaryota; Metazoa; Arthropoda; Insecta; Lepidoptera; Pyralidae
Gene: Pak
Product: serine/threonine-protein kinase Pak
Exons: 13
Coding region: 198-1916 (572 amino acids)
Biological process (GO): intracellular signal transduction; regulation of axonogenesis; regulation of MAPK cascade
Cellular component (GO): cytoplasm
Molecular function (GO): ATP binding; protein serine/threonine kinase activity
Source: RefSeq, a predicted model, not a curated record
UCACUAGAUCAUAGUGUAAUGGCGGCUCUAGGAAUUGCUGCUCUAACUUUUUAUUUCAUGUGUGAAUGAGUAAAAUAAAUUAUAAAAUAUAUGUUAAAAUAGUUAAUGUGUUAAUGAAAUGUGAUAAAGGCUUAGAUCUGUUAAUUAUUUGUUGGCACUGUUUUCUUAUAGUGCCAGGUUUGGUAUAACAUACGAAAAUGUCGAGUGACGAAGACAAGCCACCAGCACCGCCGGUGCGACUUACCAGUAACCGUGCUACAGACCGGGGCGAUUCAGUGGCUUCAGUUGAUAUGAGGCCUCUACCUAAGGAACCUGAUGAUGGAGGAGAUCGGAAAAAGAAAACACUGAAAGCCAAAAUUAAAGGUUCCAAGAGUACAGCACACAAUGACAACAAACCUAAUAUUAGUUAUCCAACAAAUUUUGAACAUACAGUGCAUGUUGGAUUUGAUGCAGUCACAGGUGAAUUCACAGGUAUGCCAGAAGCAUGGGCGAGGCUUCUUAUGGCAUCCAAUAUUAGCAAGCAGGAGCAAAAGAACAACCCUCAAGCUGUUCUAGAUGUGCUCAAAUGGUACGACGCCUCGGCAACGCAGCCACCACCCUCCAAAUACAUGACGUCAGCGCAAAUGCAUACCACACACUCAGGUUCAUCAGUGUCGCGUGUGUCGUCGAGCAGUCCGUCUUCGUCGACGCCGACGGACACGGAGCACCCCGAGCCGCCUCCGCCGCCCCCCUCCAGACCGGACCGUACCAAGAGUAUUUACACGAAGCCUAUAGAAGAGGAGGAGCCGCCCCGAGCCGCGGCGGCGUCCCCCGCGCCUUCCCCGCACCACGUGCCUCACCCCGCGCUCACCACACAUUCAAUAUGCAGCCGCGCGGAAGUGGGCAGCGCGCUGGACCGCAACAAGAACCCGGCCGCGCCGCAGUCGCCGCCGCACGCGCCGCCGCCGCCGCAGCCGCCCAACGGCGCCACCACCAACAUCGACACCGGAAGAGCAACAGGACAACAACAAAGAAAGAAGAAAAUGACAGAUGAAGAAAUAUUAGAAAAAUUAAGGACUAUAGUUAGUGUGGGAGAUCCAAAUAGAAAGUACACGAAAAUGGAGAAAAUUGGACAAGGUGCAUCAGGUACAGUUUACACAGCGAUAGAAACGUCUACUGGUAUGGAGGUGGCGAUCAAACAGAUGAACCUCAGCCAGCAGCCGAAGAAGGAGCUGAUCAUCAACGAGAUCCUGGUGAUGCGGGAGAACAAGCACAACAACGUCGUCAACUAUCUGGACAGCUAUCUUGUUAACGAGGAACUGUGGGUUGUUAUGGAAUACCUGGCGGGCGGCUCGCUAACGGACGUAGUGACCGAGACGUGUAUGGACGAGGGUCAGAUCGCGGCCGUUUGUCGCGAGGUACUACAGGCGCUACACUUCCUCCACACGAACCAUGUCAUACAUAGGGACAUCAAGUCUGACAAUAUACUGCUUGGACUCGACGGACAAGUCAAAUUAACGGAUUUCGGGUUCUGCGCGCAAAUAUCCCCUGAGCAAAACAAAAGAACAACGAUGGUCGGAACACCGUAUUGGAUGGCGCCUGAAGUGGUUACAAGAAAACAGUACGGACCUAAAGUGGAUGUAUGGUCGCUGGGUAUAAUGGCGAUAGAGAUGAUCGAAGGCGAGCCCCCGUACCUGAACGAGAAUCCGCUGCGCGCGCUGUACCUGAUCGCGACCAACGGGAAGCCCGACAUCAAGGACAAGGACAAGCUCAGCGCCGUCUUCCAGGACUUCCUCGACCAGUGCCUCGAGGUCGACGUGGAUAGACGCGCCGCAGCGAUAGACUUACUCAAACACCCGUUCCUGAAGCUGGCGCGGCCGCUGGCGUCGCUGACGCCGCUGAUCAUGGCCGCCAAGGAGGCCGCCAAGGGUCAUUAGCGCCGGCCCCCGGCGCGUGCGCAGCGCCUCACACACGUGCCUCACUCACGCCGCGACAAGCAGCCGCACGCCUGAUGGGACGCAACUCUCGUCAAAUAGUCAACCUUUUCUCCAAAUGUCUGUUUUUUUUAUUAACGAAAAAUUUGUCCAUAAUUCUUCAAUAACUUUUAUAUUUUUCCAGAAUAGUUGAAGUGAAAUGCUAUAUUUUUAGUAGGCAUUUGUAGAAAAGGAUAGUAUUUUUAUGAGACAGAGCGAGAUAACGAAGGACAAACAUUGAAAUAUGCCUUUUCGAAAUAUUAACGUUCGAACGAAGGCAAGUUCCAGUGCCUUCGUAUUCACAUAAGCAGAUUCGUGUAAACGCGAAAAGAGCGUGAGACUGGCCACAAGACAGUGGUCAAAGUGAUCAAGGUACGGAAAUACAAGUUCGGAAUAAUGUUAUUCAAUGGUUUCGGUUGGAAUGCUGAUAACACGUAACAUUAGCACAACGCAACUGUCGCGCGGCCGCUACUCCAAUAUAGAAUAGAAGUAUCAUAUUUUUACAAGAGAUUGAAAUUAGUCAAAGUGCAGUCCAGUAAGUUAAAGAAACUUAGUCGUUUACUAGUUAUUUAUUCUUAACGACUUAUCUUAUUGACGUGUUUCGUUGGACUGUUUUAGCGAGAGGGCGAAUAGUGUAGAUAGAUAUUAGAAUCGAUAGGUACGAGUUAUUUAAAAUUAACGAAUAUUCUAGCUGCAAACGAAGACUGGCAGUUAAUAUUUAGGUAACCUUGUAAAGUUAUAAAUAGUAGAAUUCUCUAGACCCUUAACGAUAGUACCGAUUCAGCUUUCUCUGUGAUGGUAGGUGAUAGCCGGCGGCAGUUAGGAGGAAACACUUCAAUACGGGGCGAGAGCGGACACGAGCGAGUCCGCGGUCCUCCGGCCACGAUGAGUGGCUGUGUGGACAUUAUCUAUAUAUUGAUUUGUAUUAUUACGAUGACAAUCGAAGAUUUAGUUCCGAGUUUGAAUAUGAUUAUUCAUAUAUUCAUUUUUUGUAAUAGUAUUUGAGUUUUAUAAAUUGUUUUAUGUAAGUUAUUAGUGCGGCGAUCAGGUUUUAUAGAUUUCAGCGUGAAUGUUUGUUUGUAUGUAUACUAUACAUUAAUUUGAUUAUUGUGGCGAUGUUGGUUUGAGUCGCUUUCAUGCUUUUAUAGUUACUAGUAACUCAUAUUGUUAUGUAAGAUAACUGUUAAUUUAUUAAAAGUUGCUAACGCUUCUAAAUUUCUUUUUUGAGAUUAUUGUUUGACAUGAUUUAUUAUUUUUCGAAAAUUGUCGGACUUUCAUGACUACUGGAUUUUUGGUAAUGUAACUGGUAUAAGUUUUGAAAUUAUUAUAUAAUUAUGAUGUGUAUUUUAAUGAAAUUAUUGGUUGACUGCAUUUUAGUUUACCUCAAAGCUACAAUGAUGAUAUCAUUUAUUUGUUAGUCAUGAAGCGAAGCAUUUACAUAGCAUUAAGUUUAUAUAGUCUAUUGGGUGAUAAAUAGCAAAUUACUUUUUGAUUUGUGGCACAAACAAUAUUAUAGUAUUUAUAAAAGAUUUCAAUCCAGCCUUCUAAAAUAAGCAUACCUAUUCUGUAACUUAUUCAUAGAUCAUUUCGUAAUUAUAUUUUAAUCUUCACAUGUAUAUGACAAUAGUAGUCUAGUUAUAAAUAUGAGUCAUAUGUGCUGCAAUUCACCAACGUAAAGUAUUUUAUAAUUAUAAAAGGACUCGUAUCUGUCCUAUUAUCGUUUUAGGUUGUGCCGUCAGACGCUGUUCUUUUCAACUAUGUAUGUAUGUGUGAGUGCGAGCUCUGACACGCGAGGUUACAGAAACUCAGCUACGUAGUUGUACUGAUACAUGAUAGACAACAGUAGUUACUUAUUGACAAUAUGAAGUGACCAAUUAAAGCUAUGUAGACUGCAGUCAUUACGGUUGGUGCAAUACAGACGAAAUUUUAUUUCAUAUCACAUUAUUUAUACCUACAUAGUAUUGGUAUUUUAAACUGAUAAAAUAAAUGUUAUCGUAAUUUAUUCACGCACGGCGCCUUUUUAUCUAAAUAAAUGUGACGAGUCAUUUAUCAACAGUGAUUCAAGUAGUUUGCUGUUUUUGAGACCUUCUGAUAACUAAAUAAGAUAUGAGCGUUAAACAUAUACUUUACUGUCUGUAAUAAAUCUUUGUCAAAAUCUGAAGAAAGUAAAGUUUCUAUUAUUGAAACCCGUAUUGGUAGGUAUAACGGAUACCUACCAAUACGGGUAAAAUCACCUCAAAGACAACUUUGUGGAAAGUUGGUACAAAUAUUAAUGUCUCCAAUCCGAAUCUGCAGUAUAUCAUUCACGGCCUAAAAUUUAUUUUUAUACUAUUAGACUCAUUCAAUGUAAUAAAUUAUUUAUGGCCUACCACAUACACAUAAAACGGCGCACCAACCCUUACAAAAUAUUUGUGCAAUAAUGUAGAAAUGUAAAAAUUAUAGCCAAAUCUUCAAGAGAGCUUGAACAAAGUUAUUCAGUAUCUAAAAUAUUGUAAGAAGUGUAUUAACUAUGUGAUCAUGAAGAUGAAUUUGAGUAUGCGUUAGGUAUGUUAAGAUGAGAAAGUAACUGUAAUUAUGAACAUAGUCCUAAGUUGAAAUGUAUUAAUACUUGUAAUAGGUUAUUGUACAAGACAUUUAAUGCAGUUGGAACAUUUUUCAUGAUUUUGUCAGUUGUAAAACACCAGUGCCAUGUAUGAGCAACUUGUGCAUAUAAAAUUACAACAAACUAUAAUAAAAGAC